AUGAGUGGAGAUAGAUGUUUUGCGUCCGUUUGUAUCCUAGCAGUGUGUCUUCUCGUCAAUGUCUGUCUGUCAUCCGCGUUCAACCUGACGGUGUUGCACACAAAUGAUAUACAUGCACGUUAUGAGGAAACCAAUAAGUACAGUGGAAGUUGUUCUGAUAACAAUUGUUACGGAGGACUUGGCCGUCUGAAGACAAAGAUUGAGGAGUUCCGAGCUGCUGUACCUAAUACAAUCUUACUGGAUGGAGGAGAUAUGUAUCAAGGUACCAUCUGGUUCAACCAAUUUGGCGGAGCACUCAGCGGCUUCUUUGCAAACUUUCUAGGCUAUGAUGCUAUGGCCCUCGGUAACCAUGAGUUUGACCGGGGUAUCUCUGGUCUUAUCCCCUUCUUGGACAACACAACAUUUCCUGUCCUUAGUAGUAACAUAGAGGACUCUAUGGAACCCUCCAUUCAGGGAAAGUAUGCUAAAUCCACUGUGCUGUCUGUCGGCGGGAAACAAAUCGGGGUCAUUGGGUACACUACCAAGGACACAACAAUUAUUUCCAAUCCAGGGUCAUUGACCUUCAAUGAUGAAAUCACGUCAGUAAGGGCAGAGGUGACACGUCUCCAAGGUCAAGGUAUUAACAUCAUCAUCGCUGUUGGACACGCUGGAUACGUAGUGGACAAACAGAUGGCGACAGAAGUGGACGGACUGGACAUCAUAGUAGGAGGUCACAGCAACACUUUUCUGUAUACGGGUGACGCCCCUUCUAACGAAUUUCCUGUAGCUGCCUACCCUACCGUAAUAACACAGACGAAUGGAAACACCGUGCUGGUCGUUCAAGAUUACGCCUACGGCAAAUACCUUGGUGUUCUUAACGUCACUUUCGAUGACCAAGGACAGAUAACUCAGUAUGCAGGGAAUCCGGUUCUUCUGGAUUCAAGUGUGCCUAAAGACCCUGCAGCCAAAGUCCUACUUGACAUAUAUAGGCCUGAAAUCAUCGCCUUCCAAAAUAAGGUAGCUGGUCGUUCAUUGGUUAGAAUGGAGGGAGACAGACUGGUGUGCAGACGACAAGAGUGUAACAUGGGAAACAUGAUUGCGGAUGCCAUGGUUUAUCAAAAUCUCCGACACGCCGACUCAUUAGCGACGUCCAGGAUCUUCAUUGCGCUUGUUAAUUCCGGUUCCAUUCGCUCGUCCUUCGACCAAGGUAACAUCACGUUUGCCAAUAUCAUCGAAGUUCAACCAUUCAGGAACACUUUGGAGACAAUUCGCCUUCAGGGGCGCCAUUUGCGCGCAGCUUUAGAGAACAGUGUGAGCCGCUGGAACACAGUUGAUCCAUCCGGUCGCUUCCUCCAGGUUUCAGGUCUUCGAGUAACAUAUGACCUCAAGAAGGAAGUCGGAAGGCGGGUGGUGGAUGUUCAUGCCCUGUGUUCGGACUGUACAAUACCAGAAUACCUUCCGCUUGACGACACAAAAAUGUACAGAAUUAUCUUAUCUAACUUCAUUGUACAAGGAGGGGACGGAUAUGACGUCAUCAGGGACAACGCAGAACAGGAGCACAUUUCUGGUGACCUUGAUUCAGACGUAAUGACGGAGUAUAUCCAGGAAAUUUCGCCACUUUAUCACGGACUAGAGGGGAGGAUUAAGUUCAUAAACGGAACUGAAAUUGAGCAGUGUGUCGGGGCGGGAAUUGCCACUCGUUCAGCAAGCUUGCUUACAUUGAUCACCGUAGUUAUUUUGCAAAGCGUAUUGACAAGAUGA
Ylistrum balloti is the source of this 1740-nucleotide messenger RNA. Its product is annotated as snake venom 5'-nucleotidase-like. Gene Ontology annotation, biological process: nucleotide catabolic process. The coding region runs from base 1 to 1740 and encodes 579 amino acids. The transcript has 8 exons. Gene Ontology annotation, molecular function: metal ion binding; nucleotide binding; hydrolase activity, acting on ester bonds. NCBI's taxonomy places the organism in Eukaryota, Metazoa, Mollusca, Bivalvia, Pectinida, Pectinidae. The record is from RefSeq and is a predicted model, not a curated record.